UCCACGAUAUCACGAAAUUAUUGAUUUAUUUUCGUAACUUAUUUCUAUCCGCAUAAUUCGAAAACGCCAUUGUUGCAUCUUAGAUCCAAACAAAUUCCUUGGCUAAAGCGAUCAUGUCUACAGCAGUCUUCAAUGGCGACGAAACUGCUCCUUUUUUUGGCUUUCUGGGUGCCGCUGCCGCUCUCGUCUUCUCCUGUAUGGGAGCUGCAUAUGGAACGGCCAAGAGUGGAGUAGGAGUUGCGUCAAUGGGAGUGAUGAGACCAGAAUUGGUGAUGAAAUCGAUUGUUCCAGUUGUUAUGGCUGGAGUUUUGGGUAUUUAUGGAUUGAUUAUUGCUGUGAUCAUCAGUACUGGUAUUAAUCCUAAGGCUAAAUCUUAUUACCUUUUUGAUGGUUACGCUCAUCUCUCUUCUGGUCUUGCUUGUGGUCUCGCUGGUCUUUCCGCUGGUAUGGCUAUCGGUAUUGUCGGUGACGCUGGUGUCAGGGCCAACGCCCAACAGCCCAAGCUUUUCGUUGGAAUGAUCCUAAUCCUCAUUUUCGCUGAAGCUUUGGCGUUAUACGGUCUCAUUGUUGGUAUCAUCCUUUCAUCCCGUGCUGGCCAGUCGAGAGCUGACUAAAAGAGCUCGUCUAUAUGGGAAUGGGAACAAUACCAGAAUAUAUAGUUAAUUGUUUGUUCUCUCGUUCAAAUAAAAUAUGUUGUAUCGUUAUAUUCAGCUUGGACAUCUUGUAAGAUGCCAAAUAUUCUUUUGAGCCUUUUUUCAUUCAUUUUGUUGUACAAAAUUUAAAGCCCCCAUGUUGCUAGGAGGAGCACCAUUGUUCUAUGGAGAAGUAAUUAAAUCUAAUUAUGAAUUUGUUGAGCUUUAGACUAAAAUGUCGUUCUUCCCGGGUAAUUUUAUGUUAAUUAGCGAGUUAUUUUGUUUGUUGUGAUUUUUUAUUGCGU
Amaranthus tricolor (Joseph's coat) is the source of this 937-nucleotide messenger RNA. Its product is annotated as V-type proton ATPase 16 kDa proteolipid subunit. The record is from RefSeq and is a predicted model, not a curated record. Gene Ontology annotation, biological process: proton transmembrane transport. Bases 114 to 614 code for a protein of 166 amino acids. Gene Ontology annotation, molecular function: proton-transporting ATPase activity, rotational mechanism. Lineage: Eukaryota; Viridiplantae; Streptophyta; Magnoliopsida; Caryophyllales; Amaranthaceae. Gene Ontology annotation, cellular component: proton-transporting V-type ATPase, V0 domain. The transcript has 4 exons.